Messenger RNA from Serendipita indica DSM 11827, 2787 nucleotides. NCBI's taxonomy places the organism in Eukaryota, Fungi, Basidiomycota, Agaricomycetes, Sebacinales, Serendipitaceae. The record is from the annotation of a GenBank genome assembly.
AUGCUACGAACAUGCGUUGCCAGUCGAAACGCUUUAAUACCUGCUCAGAGAGCAUUCUCUACUACCUCUACGCGCUCUGCAUCUAAAAAGAAGAAAAAGAAGCCCGCAACAGUCCUCAAACCGAUCCCAAUUCCCUCAUUGUCUGACCCAAACCUUGCAAACUUCUCCGAAAAACUACGAAAGCGGCUUUUAGGUCUAAAUAAUGAUGAGAAAGCCAACGUUGCAUCGAAGGUUGCAUCGUUGGAAGACACCUCCAAGGAUGCCAUGGAUGAUAUCAACCGAAUUGUAACAGGCUGGGGAGAAGAUAAGCUCGCCCCUAAACCGGACCCAACGACGAGUCAAAGUCCUGAAGGUCAAAGUCGCGAUCCCCCAGCCCACAAUUCAAAGGUCGAUCUAGGAAUGGUCCGGCAGUUUGAAAUCGAGGCUUUCUACAGACAUGGUCGCACAAUGCCCCUUUUUGAGCGUCGAUUGCAAGUCUGGUUGCCUCAACCAUCCAAGGAAGAGCCAACAUUGGUCAUGAUUGAGCCACCGCAUGAACAACCGCCCAUAGCACAACUGGCACACUCUCUAGAUCGGGUGCUAUUCAACCCUGGACCCCACUGGCUACGGGAGCCUCGUUCCGGAGUGUACAAUUUUGAUUCCCAUUUGGAGAAACUGCCGGACAUCCAUACGUUCGACUUUGAUCGCCUCGAGCCAUACACGCCGAGCUCGAAGGACGAGACUUUAGCCGCUCUUGUAAAAAGAGAAGGCAAGCAAUUUGGGGGUUCAACCUCUUCGCUUACCACCCUCUUGUCGCACAUCUAUCUCCUGCUCUGCCACGAGAGAGGAAUCGACACGUCAAGUCUUAGUGUAGCUUUCUCAAAGAAGCCGACAGGGUUUAGUCAGAGUGCGAGAUGGCCAGGAGGCGUGACUUUCCGUCAUUACGACUGCAUUUACUGCAUCGAUUCUCAUGAGAUAGACGAACAGGAAAAGAACUUAUUGCUCAAUAUGGGGACUAUGCUAGAAAAGUUUGUCACGCAAACACCUGAGCAGUUUUCUCAGUUGUUACGAUCCACGCCGACAACUGAGGAUGAGGGAGCUAUGAAGAAACCGGAAACUUAUCGUUAUUCUACGGCAAGUCGGUGCUUAGCAGCGGCUGCCUUGCUAAUCCCAAGCGUUAGUCGCGCAAGAGUUUUCGAUAUCAAGACUCGAGCAGCGGUCGCUAUCCGUUAUGAUCCUCUUAAUGUCGAGAAUAACUCCAACUACAUGAUCAAAACGCUACAUGGGGAUCUCGAAAGCUUUGAGCGGGAGCAAUACGACCUGUUCCGGGCCGCUUUUCUAAAAUACCAGUUCCAAGUGAGGAUCGGAGGCAUGGACGGUAUCUUCGUUGCCUACCAUAACACCUCUCGCUUUUUCGGAUUCCAAUAUUUCAACCGGGAAGACAUGGACUCACGACUGUUCGGUGGAUCAACAGAGGGAGACCGCGUCUUUGACCGAUGCGUACAGUGUCUGGAGGAGAUUGCUAAUGAGGUGACGAUGUGCUAUCCCGGACAGUCUGUCAGGUGUCUCUUUGAAAGUUCAGACGAAGAUCAAUCUUUGCGUAUCUACGUCGAGCCGGAGGAAUGGGACGAAACUCGGGGAGACCGACCAAUAACGGAGCUACUCAUCACUGCGACCAAUUUUGUGGAUGGGGAGCGAGUGGUCGGCCCUAUGGACUUUUCUCGUGCUCAAUGGUCAACACUUCUAAACGUUACACGAUCGUCUUCGACUGUCCCAAGUCUUGUGGAAUCGAUCAGAACAGAAAGAGAUGCACUGGAGAAGAAGAAGAACGCGUUUUCAUUUUGGCUUCCCGAAGACAUGAGCGCAGUGGAGAUGGCAGACAAAUGGCAGAAGCUCAAUUACCGCAAGGAACGGGAGAGCGACGACGACGAGACCACCCAGACAAACGGCGUCAAAUCCAAAGAGUGGAAAGAGGAGCAAAAGAGGCUGAUUGAAAUGUUUUCAUCUCGACGAGUACCGUCGCCGUUCGUCGCUACACUGCGCAAGCUGGCGUCGGAAGGUAAGACGUACCUGGAGGAGCUCGAGCAAGGUGGUGCAAUGCAGGAGCAUUCGAGUCUGGCAGAGGAUAUCUUGACCGUGCCAGUGCAGGAAGCUAUCCAGGACGGUUAUGAGCCGUCCCCUGAACCUGACGCCACGCCAGUGGAUCAGAACGCGGUUCCCGUUGUCGAGAUCGAGAGGCAUUCUUCGACAGUACGAGGGGUCGCUUCUGCUGAUGGAAUUAGUGUGCAAGACGCGCCAAUAGGAGAAGCGGGCCUUGCGUUUGGCACGGUUGAGGACGCUAUCCUGGUAGGGAUUAUUCCGCAUAUUGUGAUCGCGCGUUGUCGCUCACCGCCGUCUUUGAUCCAGAAUUCAGCCGAAGUUGGAAUGGUUGUCGGCGAUGAUGAUCCAAUUACGCCGCCCGAAGGCGCAGAACAGGGUAUUUCUCCUACCCGCCCAUGGGAAUCGAGCGUACCGUCGUCCGAAGAAUCGCAGCGUAAUGUCCUAGAUCCGACAUCGACCAAGGGCGACUCCCACGGUCCUCCAGUGUCUCUAGAGCCCGGGAUGAUGCGCCUCAAUGGUGAUGGGCAGCUUGAAUUCGAGGACCCCUCUUCCGACUCCGCCGCCGAUGUAGACUUGCGUACUGAGGAUCAGGCGUGGAGUAGUUCUCCGAGCAAACAAGGAGACGUUGACCCGAAGGGAUCGGACACUCAAGCUUGGCCGAAGCACCUUCCUGGCGUCGAAGAAGACGAACACAGGCGCCAAACAUAG